This is a messenger RNA of Prorocentrum cordatum, 3687 nucleotides long. The record is from the annotation of a GenBank genome assembly. Lineage: Eukaryota; Dinophyceae; Prorocentrales; Prorocentraceae.
AUGGCAGAGGGCCCUGUCGCUGCUCAGCGAGAUACGGGAAGGGAAACUGGAGCCCACUAUCAUCAGCUACAAUGCUGGGAUCAGCGCUUGCCAGAAAGGUCAGCAGUGGCAGCGGGCCCUGUCGCUGCUCAGCCAGAUUGUCGAGACGAAACUGCAGCCCACUUCAGCUACACUGCUGUGAUCAGCGCGUGCGGGAAAGGCAGCGCUACGCUCCGAGCCAUGGUCGAGGGCACAUCAGGCGGCAAGCCGCUAGAAGGGCAGCGCGUCGCCCGCGCUCCGGGCCGCGGCGGUGAGCAGGGCGGCGCAGUCGCCAGCGUGGAAGGGGCUGACGCCUCCGAUGCUGCUGGGGCAGUGGUUCAACAACAUGGCGGUGCCCAGCGCCUUCGGCGGCGCGCAACUGCGCGCGGCCUUCGACGGCGCGGGCAGGCACCUGCGCGCGCAGUUCGCCUGCGCGCUGGGCCGCGCCAUGGGCCUCGAGCAGCGCGGCGCGAACAGCUCCAAGCCGCUGCGCGCCCCGUGGGCCAAGGCCCCCGCAAGCGGAUCCCGCCGGUCAUCUCCCAGUUCCCGGAGCUCGCGCAGCUGCGCGCGCUUUUCCUGCACGUGCGCCGGCGGAUGUGGGAGGACGCGCGCGACACGCGGGAGCGCUCCCGGAGCCCGGAGGCGGAGCGGAAGAGGCAGAAGGGGGAGAAGCAGCAGCACCCGGAAGCCGUGCGCUUCUACGUGAAGAACGCGGGCGACCUCUCCGAGGACAUGCUCAGAAUGCACUUCGCCCUCUUCGGCAACGUCAGUGAGAUGAAUGUGCUCAUGGACAAGAAGAAAAAGAAGUCGCGGGGCAUGGCCUACGUGACGAUAGCGCCCACGGGGUACUACCAGGGCAAGAGGAACACCAGGAAGACGCUCCUGGACUGGAUGCUGGGCCCCGACGCUGGCCACACCGUCGCGGGGUACGAGCUGGAGGUCACCCUCGCGGACGCCAAGCCGGUUGAGGACCCGGAGAGGGCGCACGAGGAGCGCGUGGAAGAGAGGCGCCGCCUGAGGCUGGAGCAGGAGAAGCGGCGAGCGGAAGCCGGCGGCAUGGCAGCGGCGACGGCGCCCGCCGGCCCCGAGAAGCUCCUGCUGAGCCCCUGGGCCAAGCGGUGGCGCAAGGAGAUCAAGGAGCGGCUCCCCAAGGAGAGCGCCGGUCCCACCCCGUGGAUCGACCCGCGCGUCAAGAGGCUGGCCACUGAGCUGUGGGAUGAGGUGGUGGAAUACGUGCAGCGGGGCGGCUGCCAGGAGGCCCUCUGCGCCCUCGAGACGUUCCGCAAGGACGAGAGCGAGGAGGAGCCCCCCGCGAAGAGGGCCAAGGGCGCGGCCUCGGAGGGCCCGUGGGCCCACGUGCCGGCGGCAGACCUCCUGCUGGCCGUCGGCGAGGGCAUCGUCGCCUUCACCACCGAGGGCCUCGUGGCGGUGCUGCAGGAGGCCGAGCCCACCCCGCCGCCCGCCGGUAGGGCCGAGUUCGUGGUCGCGCCCCCCGCCGCCGCCGGCGCCAGGCACACCGCGGUGCUCGCAGGCAGAAUGCGGUGCUCGCAGGCAGGCGUGGCAUUGGCAUGGUCCGCGUGCCCUCACCGGCUGGUGGUCGCAGGCAUAGUUGCUCACAGGCGCGCCGCGGUACUCUCAGGUGGGGCCGCGGGGCGGCCAGCAAACGCCGGUGCCGCGGCUGCCCUCCCGUCGGCCUCGAGGCCCACCGCCACGCUCGAGGUGCUCCGGAGGUACUUCGGCAGUUACGGCAACAUCGUCGACGCGGUCGUCAUGUUCGACAAAGAGACGGGCAAGCCGCGAGGCUUCGGGUUUGUUUGCUUCGACAACGUGGCCAGCGUUAACGCCGUGAUGCGCGACUACAGCAAGCACUGCAUCGACGGCAAGUGGAUCGAGGUCAAGCGGGCCACCCCCGCGCCGCAGCAGGCGCCCGUGGCGGCGCCCCCCGGCGCCGCGGCGGCGCAGGGUGCUCUGGGAUGUCAAGGUAGGCAUGACUGGAGUAACUACGACUGCGGCGGGGGCGCCCAGUGGGCUGGUGGCCAAGGAUACGGCGCGGCAGGCAGGAGUGACUGCUGGAAGUGCGUUGCGUGCGGGUGCGGCAAGACCACAGUGUGGGCGUCGCUCUGCAAGCACUGCGGGUCGCCGAGGCAGGGCACGGGCAGCAGCGGCCGUGGUCCAGACGCCCCGCUGGACGCGAAGGAGCUCCAGAUGCUGGUCGCCCUGGCACGCCGCGCAGGUGACCAGGCCACCGCGGCCAGGUACCAAGGCCAGCUGGACGCCAUGGCGGCAGCCUCGAAGCCUCCGCCGAAGGCCUUGCAGGACCAGGUCAGUGACCUGCACCACCGCAUCAAGAAGCUCGACGGCAGGCUGGAGGCGGAGCUGGCGAAGCUUGCGAGGUGGCAAGACGGCAUCAAGGCGCAGGAGGUACUCAUUCACGACUUGUCGAAGCAGUCCGAGGCCAUGGUCACAGAACAUCGGCAGCUUGUGGCACAGCUUCACACUGCAGUUGUUCCUCCCUCGGAUGCCGACGCAGAGGUUUCGCCUGGGCCCACCUUUUCACUCCGCGACCUCGUGGACGGGAGGGUCUCCAACAUCGUCAUCGACGACGGAGGCCUUUUCUCCGUCGGCGCUGAGGGCAUGGAGGCAUCUGAUCUACAGGAGGUGGAGCGACGUCGGGCCGAUUUCAAGGAGCAUAUCGGCAAGGCAGCCAAGGCCCUGUUCGCCGAAGCUAUGGAGCGAGCUGCAGUCGCCAAGGCCGAGCACGACGGGUACCCCAAGCGCAUGGAGGUGCUGGAGAAGGUGGGCCGCAUCCUGGGGGUGCCUCUGGCAGUGGCGACGCAUCGGCCAGCGACGCUAGCCAGCCAGCCGCCUCUGUCAGCCGAGUUCGCGAGCGUGCAGCACGAGUUGCAGAGCGGGUUCAGCAGCAGCAGUCAACUCCUGAGAGCAGCGGCUCAGCCAGGUUUUGGUACUGAGCAUGGUGGCCCCUUUUUGCCCCCGCCACCUCCAGGCCAACAGUCGUUCCGUCUGAGACCCGACAACCUGUUCCCUGGGAUUGAAGUGGUUUUCGGUCGUGUUUCCUCGGUGAUUUUGGACUUCAAGGUUUUGGUUGACCCGCUGGAUGGGUCGGGCGAUGAUCCUAGCUUUUUGGAGGCUCAGGAGGUUUUGAUUGCCCAAGUCGAAGAGGUCUCUACCCAGGUUACCGGCUUUGUGUCUGAAUGUAGCGCCUUCUACGCCGCCAAGGCCAGACGGGAUUGGGCGGACUGGCUCACCGAGAAUGUCGAUCAAGGCGGGCGUAGGGCGCAUGGCUACACCAGAGAUCCUCAAGGAUGGACACCAUCCACUACACUUAGUGCUGGAGGCUGCGUGGUGUCCGACCCGCAUGCGCUCCUGGCCGCCGAAGCUUCCCUUGAGGAGAUCAUCGACAAGGUUCUUUUCGCGCAAGUCUCCCCCGACAAGGUCGGGCUGGUUGCGUCCUCCAAGGAAAUCGCCAGACAUGUCCAGAAACGGCUUGGGGGGCUUGGAGGAGUCUGUACUGAGUCGUUCGUCAAUUUAGGGAUUGGUGACAUGCAGGCUGUGCCAGGCGAGUCCGCGGACGCAACAGCAGGGCGAAGACGCGCUUUGCGAGAGCCUCUAGGCGCGCAGGCAGGCUGGCGCGUCAAAGAGGAGUUCUAG